This is a messenger RNA of Anguilla anguilla (European eel), 2250 nucleotides long. It is a transcript of the gene fbxl6, whose product is annotated as F-box and leucine-rich repeat protein 6. The coding region runs from base 287 to 2035 and encodes 582 amino acids. Gene Ontology annotation, molecular function: protein binding. NCBI's taxonomy places the organism in Eukaryota, Metazoa, Chordata, Actinopteri, Anguilliformes, Anguillidae. The record is from RefSeq and is a predicted model, not a curated record. The transcript is spliced from 11 exons. Gene Ontology annotation, biological process: SCF-dependent proteasomal ubiquitin-dependent protein catabolic process. Gene Ontology annotation, cellular component: SCF ubiquitin ligase complex.
AUAUGUAGUGACAGCGACGCCCAUUGAGCUAACCAAGAAAACGAAAUCGCUAUGGGAAAAAGCACUGGAAAUCUGACGAGGGAACCAAUGAACUGUUAAGUGUUGUCUUCGUGUCACACUCCAGCCCAGUAGAUGGCGGUGAUAUACCAACGUUGGUUUUAAAACGACAAUAAACUCCGAUGAAGAAGAAGACAACAAUAACAACAACUUCCGCUUCACCCACUGUGGCUAGCUCACUGUAGCCUACAGUUCUGUGUGCUACCCGCAUACUUCUGCUUAAACUGCUAUGGAAGAAGCUAGCCAUAAUGUAUCAAAACUGGACCGGUUGGAGAGGGGAGAAGAGAUCUUGCCAAAUGAGGACUAUAUUCCUCCGAGCUUUGUUGAAUCUGCAGGGCCUGGAGACUCAGACUCCUGCCCACCUGGGACAUCUGGGAGAGGAGACAGAGCUGGGAGUAAGAAAAGGUCUGUGAAAAUGAAGUCCAGCAUAAAAAUAGGUAAAACAAACAAGAGAAAGAAGGUUAAUCGCACCCCCAGCCUUGGUUAUACUAUCCAGCAAGGGGAGGACAUGCUUCUCAUAAUCUCCAAUGACCCGACAUGGAAAGUUUGGAAGAGAAAGAAAACCAAAGAAGGCAGAAGUAAACUUCGAACUGCUAGGGUGAAAAGGGAGACAUCAAAAGUUGGGGUAAAAGGCAAAGUGAAUACUCAGAAUGUGAAAUUUGAAGCAGCUGUACUUUCACAUGAACAUGAGGCCUAUGACAGAUGGGGUCAGAACUUGCCAGUGGAAGUUUUGGUGAACAUAUUCAAACUGGUGGUAAAGAAAGAAGGACCAAUACCAUUCCUUUGCAGGGCAGCCAGAGUUUGCCAUCUGUGGAGUGGUGCUGCUACUCAUCCAGUUUUGUGGAGCAGUGUGGCAAUUGGGUACUGCUGGAUUGAGCCUGGGAAGACACAGUCACCAAAAAUGCAAUUGAAAGUUCAGGACACCAUAAGAUGGUUGGCUGAAAACAGAUUCUCUCAGCUAAGGGAGUUUCAUCUAUGUCAUUGGAAAAAACAUGUGGACUAUGUUGUCCAGGUUGUUUCUCAGCACUGCCCCCAGCUCUCUGAACUGAUGCUGUCACACUGUUCAGUUUUGACUGAGAAGGCCUUUCAGAAUCUUGGAAAAAACUGCCCAUCUCUUGAAAGCAUCAAUAUGCAGCACUCGGAGGUACAGGUUGAAGGCCUAGUCAGUUUUCUGGAAAUGCAUGGGAGUCAAAUAAGGAAAAUUCUCUUUAGCUAUGGAGCUAAAAGUGACAGACUUCUCACUGCUCUUGCAGGGGGAUGCUGCCCUGAGCUAAAACUGUUGGAAAUUAACACUAAACUGAACAGUGGAUAUUGCCAGCUUCCUAUCUGCAUACAGGCUUUGCAAAGUGGCUGCCCCAAACUACAGGUUUUUAGAAUGCUGAAUGUCACAGCAAUGCCAAAAACAGCCAGAAGAGGUCCGUGCUCUGCCUCUGGCUUUCCACUUCUAGAGGAGCUGUGCAUAGCAUCAUCCUCUAUGUCCUUCAUUAUGGACCAAGACCUGAUCACUCUUCUCCAUGGCUCCCCCCGCCUACGAGUCCUGGACCUGCGUGGCUGUGCACGCAUCACCGCCAUGGCUCUCUCCACACUGCCCUGUCAAGAACUGGAGUGUCUGUUUUGGGGCCUGUACUCCAGUAGCAAUAGCAUGACAUCAUCUAAGAAGGGCAUCCACCUGCUGACAGAGAAGUGGAGCCACACCCUACAAGAGCUGGACCUCAGCAGCCAGCCCUUCUCUGAACAGGACUUGGAGGUUGCCAUGGGAAAUCUAGCUCACAGCACUGGGGCUGAUGGAUUGCGUUCGCUAAAUCUCAGUGGAACUAAGAUUACCUCAAAUGUCCUCAGGUCAAUUAUAAGCCACUGCUCAGAACUCAACUACUUAAAUCUGUCAUCUUGCCGGUAUCUGCCCAGAGGCCUGAAGAGGGUUUAUCGUAGUCAAGAGGACAUCCAGCAACUACUGGACAAAUUGCCAUUAACUCGAUGAGUCGGGAACAUCACCAUUAAUCUUUUUAAAUUUUUUGUGUUUCUUUUGUUUUGAUUGGAUACAUCAAAAUAUGCAAAUACAAAUGGGAGAUUAACACUGACUGCCUAUUUUUGUACAGUAUUGUACCAUACAUUUUGUACUAUUCAUACUUAUAUGGAUGUGGGUCAACAUUGUCUGUAGUGUUUAAAUGUGAUUAAACUUUUGUACUGAACCAA